CGUCAUAAUUUGAGGGUGGGAGUUCGUUAUUGCCUUAAUUUUCACCUCCUUGAGCUGUCACAUUCCUCACAUUUUUACACAUUGAUUACACUUCGUUUAUUUUAGCAGCAAGUUACUGUACAUCAUCGAAGACUACCGUCGAGGUCACGUUUUACAAUAAACCCUCACUAACGUCGCACGGCCAGGUCGUGCUGGCAGCCCGGCGUAAAUCUGCCGGAGUAUUUAAAUUCCGCAGACGUCCCGCCUCUUGACAAAUAGCCCGGGUGGGAUGAGAGCAGCGCUCGAGUACGUGAACGGCAUUCCUGACAUACACGAGGGACGUAAUAGCUGCACUCCGUACCCCUCUUAAAAAUAAAAAUGAAAAAAAUCAACAAACAAACAAAACAAUCCGACCAUUUCUCCGUUGAGACAUGCAAUCGUUUUGCUCUUUCUGUUUGGCGAGUUCACACCCAAGACAAGUGUGGCGAGAGUCAAAAGCGUGCUUUCAUGGGUCUUGGCCAGGUUAGCGGGAUGGUGCAAGAUUGCAAAUAUGUUCGCUCAGCGUGAAUUUCCUGUUCUACCAUCCUCUCGUCGCUCCUGCUGCUUAGACAGAUAAUGCUACGCUACGCGCGCACACCCCCCAAGCAGGCCUUGUUUUCCGCCUCGUCAUUUCCGCCUUUGACCACCGUAGCCUCUUCUGCACAGAGAUUCCGCAGAAAUUGCUCGAUCAGAGCUGAAGCAGAAGAGCAUCAGUCAGCAUUUGCCUUUCACACCGACACCAGAAAAGACAGGAAUUUGCUGCAACCAGAAUCUUUACCAUGGAACUAUGACCUAGAGGCCCACUGUGUUUCGACUGCUCAAAAAAUAGAAGCUCCGCAAUGAACAAGCUACGGCAGAGCUUCCGGCGGAAGAAGGACAUCUACGUGCCGGAGUCUAGCCGGCCGCACCAGUGGCAGACGGAUGAGGAGGCGGUCCGAAGCGGGAAAUGCAGCUUUGCGGUCAAGUACUUGGGACACGUGGAGGUGGAAGAGUCGCGGGGCAUGCACAUCUGCGAGGACGCGGUCAAGCGGCUGAAGACGGACAGGAAAUUCUUCAAAGGAUUCUUUUCCAAAGCUGGGAAGAAGGCAAUACGCGCCGUGCUGUGGGUGUCGGCGGACGGUCUCCGAGUGGUCGACGACAAAACAAAGGACCUGAUCCUCGACCAGACGAUUGAAAAGGUGUCGUUCUGCGCGCCGGACCGCAACUUUGAGAGAGCCUUUUCAUACAUCUGCCGAGACGGGACGACGCGCCGCUGGAUCUGCCAUUGCUUCAUGGCCGUCAAAGACUCGGGAGAGCGGCUCAGUCACGCUGUGGGCUGCGCCUUCGCCGCCUGCCUGGAGCGGAAGCAGAAGCGGGAGAAGGAGUGUGGCGUCACCGCUACGUUUGACGCCAACCGGACCACCUUCACCCGUGAGGGCUCCUUCCGGGUCACCACGGCCACAGAAGCGGCUGAACGGGAGGAAGUCAUGAGGCAGCUGCAGGACUCUAAAAAAGCUGAGAGCGACACAAAGGUGGCGGGGAACUCGUCCGGCGGCGGCGUGAUCAACGUCUCCGCCGUUCAGUCGGGGAGCCCGCCGUCGCCCUCGUCCUCGCCGCCCCUCUCGCUGAACACCCUGGGUAUACCCCGCCGGCACGCCCCCGCCGAGGCGCUGGCCAGGCAGGGCUCCUUCCGUGGCUUCCCGGCGCUCAGCCAGAAGACGUCGCCCUUCAAGCGCCAGCUGUCGCUGCGCAUAAACGAGCUUCCCUCCACCGUGCAGCGCAAGUCGGACUUCCCCAUCAGGAAUGCAGUGCCUGAGGUGGAAGGAGAGAACGAUAGCAUAAGCUCGCUGUGCACUCAGAUUACUACGGCGUUCAGCGGACCCCCGGAGGACCCAUUUUCCUCAGCGCCCAUGCCCAAAGCGCUCGCCUCGCCGCAGUCACCCGUUGUGCCAGUCAAUGGCUCCGCUGCCGCUGCUCCCGCUUCCUUUUCCACUCCCCAUCCUCAUCCUCUCGUUCCUCCCCCGCUUCCUACUGCUGCUGGUGUUAAUCCUCCAGCUCCGAGUUCAGCAGCGUUGGCCCCUGCUCUGCCCGCUCGAGACACUAACCCCUGGGCCAAGACCUCUGCUGGGGUCCCAACCUCUGCAAUGGCGGGAGGUGAUUGGCCCUCGUCCACUCCUGUCAUCAUCGUCCCGCCCACGUCUUCUCCAGUGUUACCCUCGCACAAACGCACCCCGUCUGAAGCGGAAAAAUGGCUGGAGGAGGUUUCUAAGUCUGUGCGGGCUCCUCGACCUGACCCCAUCCUGGCAGCGGCCCCAAUGCCCGCCCCGCCGUUCACCGCUCCCUUGGCCCCCUUACCCCCGGUGGCGUACGUGCCCCUGCUGCCCCCGCGUCAGACUGCUUUCCAUCCCAUGUCCAACGGGCUGUCCUUCCCACAACCCAGCGUGCCCGUGGUGGGCAUCACCCCCUCCCAGAUGGUGGCCAACGUCUUCGGCUCAGCCGCGCAACCCCAGACCUUUCCCGCCCCGGCACCCGUAGCGCCCCCGGGGCAUGUCAUCCCAGGCCCCUUCAUCAAGCCUCCGCCGUCGCCCGCCGCCGUCAGCGUGCACCCUCCCAACGGCAGCGGCAACUUCAACGGGGCGAACAAUUGGGCUGUUCCGCCCCACCCGCCCGCCACCUCCUUGCCCGCUUCAGCCGCCCCGCAGCAGCCACAGGAAGAUGCCUUUGAGGCUCAGUGGGUGGCGCUGGAGGGGCGCUCGCACCAGCGCACGACGCCGUCUCCCACCAACCCCUUCUCCACUGAGCUGCACAAGACUUUUGAGAUCCAGCUCUGAUGACUGUGCCUGCCUGAGGAAGCGAGGGGAAAGGGAUGUUCUCCAUGUUGGGGGUGGUGCGGGGUAGUGGUGGUCACGAGACGAUGGGGGGGUGGCAGUGGCGGGUGGUGUCAUCAGAGAACCCGCCACCCCCUCCAGAAAAAAAAAAACAUGCUGCUGUUCCUCACGAUUCUCAUCAGCAUUGCCUGUGCUUGUUUGAUCGUCCUGUGGAACUCCACUAACUACAACUACCACCGCCACCACCUCCUGUAAGCCGCUUCUUACCCACUCAAUUCUCAACCUUCCACCAACCUCACCCGACUGGAAGAGUAAAGCAAGACAAUGCCAAAAUGUUUAUUUUUAUGCAUUAAGUAUAUUUUAAAUAGCUACAGAUUACAACCGUCAUCUUGCCAAAGGCACAGAAUAGCGACGAAUUAACGUGUGUGUGUGGGUGAGCGUGUGCGUGCGUGCGUCUAUAUGUGUACUUUGUAUUUAUAUGGGCCGUGUAUCUCUCCAAUAAAGGAUGAUUUGAUUUGAUGCGUAUCCCAUUACAUGGGGUGCGAUACAAUUCAUAGACAGUUUAUUUUAAAGAAACUAUUUGAUUUGGUUCGUUUCACUGGGAUUGCGAAUCGAUUCAAUAUGGUACUGCUGAGUUCAGUAGGGUAUGAUGCAAUGAGUUUCUUGUCAUUUUACAAUAUGAAUGAAUUUGUCAUCCUAACUGUGGCAUUUCCUUCAAAGAUAUAUGUCUCCAAUAAAAGGUGAUUCGACACACAUCUCCAUAUAUUUUAUAGUGGAACAAUUCGGUUCAGUUCGAUCCACUCACCUCUUUUAAAUCAUAUACGAUUUUCCGAUUCAAAUUGUUUUUUGUCACACCUCUAAAAAUAUAUAUAUAUAUAUAUAUAGUAUAUAUAAAACAUAUGUAAUAUAUGUUUCAUAUAUGUAUAUUAUACAUAUAUAUGUAUAUUUUACCGAAAUAUAAAUAUAUAAAGAGUCUCACACAGCAGUGCUCAUUUUUAAUGUGAUGUAAAGAGAUUUUGUGAAGGGACAGCUGCUUUACUUUUUGGCGUGUUUAUUUUAUUUAAUUUUUAGUCUUUGUGGGCGACCGUAAAUAGGGCGUCAUUACAGCAACAAUCAACAAGGACCGAGCGUCAACAGCAGCAACAAACGGCGAGUUUACGUUUUAACCUUUUACAUUUUUUGCGCGGGGGGGGGCCACGUCUACCACUCAUCUCCACCCCCCCCCCAAAAAAAAGUACGUAAUUGCUCGUGUUUGAUUUUGCACGAGCGCCAAUGACUUAAGAUAACUGGACCUCCUCCACCGGCCCACUGCUCAAGGGUUAAAAGGGAGACGACGACAAACCGAAACUAAUGCUUUCCAUUUCUCGCUGUUUGUUGUUAUUUUUUUAUUUUGAAAUCAAACCCUGUGAAUAUAAUCUUUUCUGAUCUAUUUUUCCAUUUUGUAAUUCUUUCACGAAUUGUCCAAUCGUCUGGGGAGAUCUUGAAAGUUAAAAGGUUGAAUAAAUUAUGGUGAUAGAGGACAAACU
This is a messenger RNA of Hippocampus comes (tiger tail seahorse), 4351 nucleotides long. It is a transcript of the gene numb, whose product is annotated as NUMB endocytic adaptor protein. The record is from RefSeq and is a predicted model, not a curated record. Gene Ontology annotation, cellular component: cytoplasm; basolateral plasma membrane; cytoplasmic vesicle. Gene Ontology annotation, biological process: positive regulation of neurogenesis. Bases 858 to 2828 code for a protein of 656 amino acids. Lineage: Eukaryota; Metazoa; Chordata; Actinopteri; Syngnathiformes; Syngnathidae. The transcript is spliced from 11 exons.